AAAUGAAUGAAUAAUAAUAAAAAUUAUACUACUGCCAGCACGGACGCUUCUGUUUUCUCUCAGCUUUUUUAUUUUAUCAUUUGGUGUCCUCGUGAUACUUUACCUUCUCUCUUUACUAAAUCUCUGCCUUUCUCACUCCUCACAGUCACAGUACACACUCUCUCUCUCCCUCUUAACAUAUACCUCAUAAUAUUAUGGGUCUACUUCGCCGGAAAACCACUCGUUGUUUUGUCCAAAUCCGAUUCGAGAAGGAACCAUUGAGAAGAAGCUAAAUUGUAGGGGAACAGACCCAUAUCGACAAAGAACAAGCCGCCAUUGUUGUUUCCUUCUUUGUUUGUCUACAUCUCAAACUAAGAAAUGGGUAUGGGUUUUUUAAGCUCUCUGUUUUGUUGCUUACUUUACUUAUUGAUGGUACUCAGUGGUGGGCGACUCACCAACUCGGAACCGACUCAGGACAAGCAAGCUCUCCUUGCUUUCAUCUCUAAAACUCCUCACGCCAGUCGAAUCCAGUGGAACUCGUCCGACUCAGCCUGUAACUGGAUCGGAGUCACGUGCGACGCCAACAAGUCAUUUGUUUAUAGUCUUCGUCUACCUGGAGCUGACCUCGUUGGUUCGAUUCCCCCUAAUACACUCGGCCGCCUGAGUCAGCUAAGAGUCCUCAGUCUCCGUUCCAAUCGUCUCACUGGGGAUAUUCCCUCUGAUUUCUCUAAAUUAACCUUACUUCGAAGUUUGUACCUCCAAGACAACCGGUUUUCCGGUGGUUUCCCGGCGAGUCUGACACACCUUGGUCGCUUGGGUCGACUUGAUCUCUCUACUAACAAUUUCACGGGCUCAAUCCCGUUUUCCAUCAACAAUCUGACCCACUUGAGCGGACUUUUUUUGGAAAACAAUGGGUUCUCGGGGUCCCUUCCAAGCAUUUCGAACGUCAAUUUGGUCAAUUUUAACGUCUCUAACAACAAACUUAACGGCUCAAUUCCUCAGAGCCUGUCAAAGUUUCCGGCAGACUCAUUUGCCGGAAACCUUCAACUCUGCGGAGGACCAUUGUCGUCGUGUAAUCCAUUUUUCCCAGCUCCGGCCGAAUCGCCAUCCGAGAACAAACCUCCGGCAAACCCAGUUCAUAAUAAGUCCAAGAAGAGGCUAUCGACCGGUGCCAUUGUAGGAAUAGCUAUUGGCGCCGCUGUGGGUAUUUUUCUCCUACUGCUCAUUCUCUUUUUCUGUUUAAGAAAACGCCGACAAAGUCAGCCGCCGAAGACCCCAAAACCUGUUGUAGCGACGCGUUCUGUUGGUGGCAUAGCUGAGGCCGGAACGUCUUCGUCAAAGGACGACAUUACAGGUGAGUCAACUGAGGCCGAGAGGAAUCGGCUAGUGUUCUUCGAUGGUGGGAUUUACAGCUUCGAUUUGGAGGAUUUGCUUAGAGCGUCGGCGGAGGUUUUGGGGAAAGGGAGCGUGGGAACAUCAUACAAGGCGGUGCUGGAGCAGGGUAUUACGGUGGUCGUGAAGAGGUUGAAAGAUGUGGUAGUGAGCAAGAAAGAGUUUGAGCAACAAAUGGAUGUUCUUGGACAUAUCAAACACGAUAAUGUAGUACCUCUCAGAGCGUUUUACUUUUCCAAGGAUGAAAAAUUACUUGUAUAUGAUUUCAUGGCCGCCGGUAGCUUGUCUGCUCUUCUUCACGGAAGUAGAGGUUCGGGCCGGACUCCAUUGGAUUGGGAUAGUCGGAUGAAGAUAGCGAUUGGCGCUGCUCGAGGGUUGUCCCAUCUUCAUCUCUCGGAGAAGGUCAUCCACGGUAACAUCAAAUCUUCAAACAUCCUUCUCCGACAAGACCACGACGCCUGCGUAUCAGAUUUCGGUUUACAAUCCGUGUUCGGGUCCUCAACUCCGCCCAAUCGGGUCGCGGGUUAUCGGGCUCCGGAGGUAUUGGAGACCCGGAAAGUCACAUUCAAAUCGGACGUGUACAGUUUCGGUGUUUUGCUACUGGAGCUCCUAACUGGCAAAGCUCCGAAUCAGGCCUCGCUAGGCGAAGAGGGCAUUGAUCUGCCUCGGUGGGUCCAAUCGGUCGUACGGGAAGAGUGGACGGCGGAGGUGUUCGACGUUGAGCUGAUGAGGUACCACAAUAUAGAGGAAGAGAUGGUGCAGCUUCUUCAGAUAGCCAUGUCGUGUGUCUCUACCGUACCAGAUCAGAGACCCGGAAUGCAAGAGGUGGUUCGAAUGAUUGAAGAUAUGAAUCGAGGAGAGACUGACGACGGUUUACGACAAUCGUCGGAUGAUCCCUCCAAAGGAUCUGACGGUCAAACACCUCCCACUGAGUCUAGGACCCCACCUAGCUCCAUCACACCUUAGAAUAAUUGUAAAGCUUCGGAAGUAAAAAUUAAAGAGAAAAAAGAAUAGAAAAAAGAAAUGAAGAAAAGAAAAAACGACAAGGAAAUGUGGUGGGUCUGUCGUCUUAAAAUGUGCAAUUGAUCGUAGGACACGGUGUGACUGUGGUCCAAUAUCUUUUUUUAGUUUUUUAUUUUUAUUUUUUAAUUUUUGAUUUGAGUUCAUUUUUUUUUGCAAUUAUUUUUAUAGCUGGGAGGGAUUUGAAUUGUUAAUGAAAGGGAAUGUGGGAGGAUGAAUGGGAUUUCAACAAACUGAUCAUUGGAAUUUGACGACCAUUUCACGAACUCUAGCUGGGUUUUAUCUUUAUUUUAGUUUAAUUCUUUAUUUAUAUUUAGGUCUGUUACUUUUACAAUAUUUGUCUGGUACAGUCGAUAGUAUUACCUGUUUAUUUUGUUUUGUCUUUGUACGUAAUUUUAUGUAUUUUUUUUUUUGUUUAACAAAUUUUAUGUAGUUUUGUUUGUACGAUGCAAUA
Cannabis sativa is the source of this 2845-nucleotide messenger RNA. RefSeq names its product probable inactive receptor kinase At2g26730. Lineage: Eukaryota; Viridiplantae; Streptophyta; Magnoliopsida; Rosales; Cannabaceae. The record is from RefSeq and is a predicted model, not a curated record. Gene Ontology annotation, biological process: protein phosphorylation. Gene Ontology annotation, molecular function: ATP binding; protein kinase activity; protein binding. The coding region runs from base 358 to 2337 and encodes 659 amino acids. The transcript has 2 exons.